AUCACCAGCUGUGUAGUGGCUGACCUAGGCGUAUAGACGGCGUCUUUGUCACUCUAAGCAGCUUGGCUGGUGACUUAGCCUCGCCUUUUCUGGUUCAGCUGGGCUGGCCCCGUGGAAGUGGAUAUCUUUAGCCUCCUCCUGCGUCGGAAUCAAAACUAGCCCAGAACCUCUAGAUCCAGCUACCAAUUUACAGAGAACACAGACGACGGAGAAAGGUGUUAAAGGACAUCGCAGGAUGCAGGCAGCAGAAUCUAGGUUGUGAGAAACCACAGGACAAACGAUAUUGUUUAUUCAAAUAAAUAGCAAGGAAAGGGAGAAAGGGAACCUAUAGAUUCAAAACGAUUUAAGAGACAUAAUGCAUGGCACUUUGUGGAUUUUAUUCGAAUCCUAAUUCAAACAAGCACAUUGGGGGAAAGGCCUUGGUAACCAAGCUACUUUCUGUAUGAAUUUGAUUACUUCAGGAAUCUCAGAUUAUAUCUGGGUGUUGGCACCCAGCCAUUCCUCUGCCAAUGAAGUACAUUCUGGUCACUGGUGGGGUCAUUUCAGGCAUUGGGAAAGGGAUCAUUGCGAGCAGCAUUGGGACGAUUCUGAAGUCAUGUGGACUCCGAGUUACUGCCAUCAAAAUCGACCCCUAUAUCAACAUCGAUGCGGGCACUUUUUCACCUUAUGAGCAUGGUGAGGUGUUUGUCUUAAAUGAUGGUGGAGAAGUUGAUUUAGACCUUGGAAAUUAUGAAAGGUUCUUGGAUAUUAAUCUUUAUAAAGACAACAACAUCACCACUGGGAAGAUAUAUCAGCAUGUGAUUAAUAAAGAGAGGCGUGGUGACUUCCUGGGGAAAACCGUACAAGUUGUCCCUCACAUUACCGAUGCUGUCCAGGAGUGGGUUAUGAAUCAAGCCAUGGUGCCCGUGGAUGGGCAUAAGGAAGAGCCCCAGAUAUGCGUUAUUGAGCUGGGCGGCACCAUCGGAGACAUUGAAGGAAUGCCAUUUGUGGAAGCGUUCAGACAAUUCCAGUUUAAAGCAAAAAAAGACAAUUUCUGUAACAUCCAUGUUAGCCUUGUCCCACAGCCCAGUGCUACCGGAGAGCAGAAAACCAAACCCACACAAAAUAGUGUCCGUGCGCUGAGGGGCUUAGGCCUGUCUCCUGAUCUGAUUGUCUGCCGAAGUUCAACGCCCAUCGAAAUGGCUGUGAAGGAAAAGAUUUCUAUGUUUUGUCACGUGAACCCUGAACAGGUCAUAUGUAUCCAUGAUGUUUCUUCCACGUACCGAGUGCCUGUGCUUUUGGAGGAACAAGGCAUUGUUAAAUAUUUUAAAGAGAGAUUGGAUUUGCCCAUUGGUGAUUCUGCAAAUAAUUUGCUUUUCAAGUGGAGAAAUAUGGCUGACAGGUAUGAAAGAUUACAGAAAACCUGCUCCAUUGCCCUGGUCGGCAAAUACACCAAGCUCAGAGACUGCUACGCCUCUGUGUUCAAAGCCCUGGAACACUCAGCCUUGGCCAUCAACCACAAGUUGAAUCUGAUGUACAUAGACUCCAUCGACCUGGAGCACAGCACCGAAGCUGAGGACCCUGUCAGAUUCCAUGAAGCGUGGCAGAAGCUAUGCAAAGCUGAUGGUGUUCUUGUGCCAGGAGGCUUUGGAAUCAGAGGAACGCUGGGAAAACUCCAGGCGAUUUCUUGGGCAAGGUCGAAGAAGAUUCCUUUUCUGGGAGUUUGCCUUGGGAUGCAACUAGCAGUGAUAGAGUUUGCAAGGAACUGCCUUAACUUGAAAGAUGCUGAUUCCACAGAAUUUGAGCCAAAUGCCAGCUUUCCUGUGGUGAUCGAUAUGCCGGAACACAACCCUGGCAAUAUGGGAGGAACAAUGAGGCUGGGAAUAAGAAGAACUGUUUUCAAAACUGAAAAUUCGAUAUUAAGGAAACUUUAUGGUGAUGUUCCUUUUGUAGAAGAAAGACACAGACAUCGGUAUGAGGUGAACCCUAGCUUGAUCAAGCAGUUUGAGCAGAGUGACUUAAGUUUUGUAGGUCAGGAUGUGGAUGGGGAGAGGAUGGAAAUCAUUGAACUCGCAAAUCACCCCUAUUUUGUUGGUGUCCAAUUCCAUCCUGAGUUUUCUUCUAGGCCGAUGAAGCCUUCCCCUCCAUACUUGGGACUAUUACUUGCAGCAACUGGGAACCUGAAUGCCUUCCUGCAACAAGGAUGCAAACUGUCCUCCAGGGGCUCUUUGAGAAGGAAUGAUAGAUACAGCGAUGCCAGUGAUGACAGCUUUUCAGAGCCGAGGAUAGCUGAGUUGGAAAUAAGCUGAAACUAAUCCAUGACGGAAUGAAAGGGACUGCCUGAGAUGGCUCUGAAGUAAUUGAAGCCAAGAUGAAGGAACUAUCUGAAGAAAGCACCACAUUCAUAAAGAAUCCCUCUGUUCUCCACCAAACAUGGGAUGUAAAGCCGCAAAGAGAAUUAAUGAUAUGUCCUUUCACGAAGCAGAACCACAGGGGUAUUUCCAUUUUCCUCCAGAGGCAGCCUUUGGUUCUCACAAAUUUCUGUAGCUGAUUAAACCUCUGCCAACAACCUCACUGGGGAGAAAGUGUGUUCGUUCAUGUUUUGUGUGGUAUAGCGUGAUGCCUAGGUGGUGAGCAAGGAUCCUGGUAACUGAGCCUUCAUCGUGCUGUAUGGGAAGGGUGGCAGGGCACAUGCGAUAACUAAUUUUGAGUCAAAAAUGAGUCAUUCUGUUAUCUGGAACUUAACCACAGAUUUGGGUGUGGCCCAAGCUUAUUUGAAUUUCUCACCCUCUUUAUUUCUAGUUAAAAGGAAAUUUAAACAGGUCCAAGACUAGGGGUGGCAAGUAAGGCUCUCGCUCAGGCACAGAAUUGAAGGGGGCAUAAAAACAACAACAACAACUAAAAACCUCAGGAAUCAAGAUCAGUAAUAUAUAUAUUUUUUAAUUGAGGUGAAAUUCACAUAACAGAAUUAACCAUUUUAAAGUGAACAAUCCAGUGGCAUUUGGUACAUUCACAAUGUUGUGCAACCCCACCUUUGUCUAUUUUUGAAACAUCUCCGAGAUUCCAAAAUAAAUCCCCAUAUCCAUUAUCGGUCACUCCCCAUUCCUACCUCCCAGCGCCUGGCAACUGCUAAUUUCCUUUCUGUUUCUAUGAUUUGCCUAUUCUGGAUAUUUCAUAUAAGUGUAAUCAUACAAUAUGUGGCUUUAUGUGUCUGGCUUCUUUCAUUUAACAUCAUGGUUUCCAGGGUCAUCCUUAUUGUAGCAUACGUCAGUACUUCAUUCCUUUUUAUGGCUCAAUAAAAUCCCAUUGUGUGUAUCUACCA
Molecule: messenger RNA, 3301 nt
Organism: Rhinolophus ferrumequinum (greater horseshoe bat)
Lineage: Eukaryota; Metazoa; Chordata; Mammalia; Chiroptera; Rhinolophidae
Gene: CTPS2
Product: CTP synthase 2
Exons: 21
Coding region: 510-2288 (592 amino acids)
Biological process (GO): CTP biosynthetic process; pyrimidine nucleobase biosynthetic process
Cellular component (GO): cytoophidium; cytoplasm
Molecular function (GO): identical protein binding; CTP synthase activity
Source: RefSeq, a predicted model, not a curated record